Cyphomyrmex costatus is the source of this 605-nucleotide messenger RNA. Its product is annotated as EF-hand domain-containing family member B-like. The record is from RefSeq and is a predicted model, not a curated record. The coding region runs from base 33 to 572 and encodes 179 amino acids. The transcript is spliced from 4 exons. NCBI's taxonomy places the organism in Eukaryota, Metazoa, Arthropoda, Insecta, Hymenoptera, Formicidae.
UAUACCCAAACAAGAAGUUCCUUAUACCAUUAAUGGACACGUUACAGUUACGCACAGAUGGAAAUGUUAAUUAUAAAGAAAUGCUGAAUCUCUUGAAUUGGAAGCGCAGUUUACCUAUUCUACCAACAAUUAAACAAGCACCAGUGGCGAGUCCAUAUUGUACUACGUAUAAUGACAGCAUAAAAAAUAUUCAGACAACUGAUAGCGCAAAAGUACGUACGGCAGGACUUCCAUCUGAAAGAUCAGAUUUUCUGAGAACAAUGUUACCGCGCGCCGGAUUACACCCAGACAAGGAAAACUUAAGUGAUCAAACCUCCGUUCAUUGCUUAAUAUCGCCUAGCAUAUUUACGAGAUACGGGUUGACACAUAUAGAUUUUUUCAAGAUACGCGACAAAGAAGAAAUACGAAGCAUAUUUGAGAACGUCGGUUUCGAAUUUUCAGAAGAGAGCUUCGAUACGCUUUGGCAAGAAGGAAUGCAGAAGGAUUGCACCGGCGGUGUUUGCGUUGAAACAUUUCGUAAGUUACUCGCCAUGUCAGGUUUCAUGGCGAAGAAAAUUACAUGUGAAAAUUAAAUGCAUCCAAGUUUUUCAUCUUGAAAAAUCUUA